AUGUCACCGCAACUGGAAGCGAUAUUUUCUUCUGAAUUUGCUAUUAAUCCAUGGGAGAAUUUCGACGUCGAUUGGACAAAACCACCAAGAUUUGAUGUUUAUCCGGACGAAGACAUUUCUGGUUCUGUUGAAGCCACUGUUGUUGAUUUACUCAGUGGAGAAGAUGAUUCUGCAACUGUUGAGAAUCUACGGCAUCACCGCAUGCCUAUGAUAGUGCAGGAUGGACGACUAGUAUCAACAUCAAGCAUAGUGUCUUCCCACUUUUCUGCAUUUUGUCCAUUUCAAGUGACUUCUAUGGAAUUUAAGUUUCCGUCCGUACUUGGGGACUUCACACUACUCGAACAAUGCAGCUUCAUCAUUGUUGCUGCUAGGAACGACUAA
Molecule: messenger RNA, 381 nt
Organism: Oldenlandia corymbosa var. corymbosa
Lineage: Eukaryota; Viridiplantae; Streptophyta; Magnoliopsida; Gentianales; Rubiaceae
Source: the annotation of a GenBank genome assembly